Acanthamoeba castellanii str. Neff is the source of this 1821-nucleotide messenger RNA. RefSeq lists its product as uncharacterized. Gene Ontology annotation, biological process: regulation of cell differentiation. The record is from RefSeq and is a predicted model, not a curated record. Lineage: Eukaryota; Discosea; Longamoebia; Acanthamoebidae. Gene Ontology annotation, cellular component: membrane. The transcript has 5 exons. Bases 1 to 1821 code for a protein of 606 amino acids.
AUGAAGUCACUGCUGUCCUCUUCGUUGGGGCGGCAGUCGCCCUCGUUCACGCAGAGGAUGGAGGCCAAGAAGCGGCAGGAGGAGGAAGAGGAGGCGCGCAAGCGACGGCACUCAUCGUCGCCCCAUCACCAUCAGCGAUUGGGCCUUUCUUCUUCUUACAACGGCCCUUCGACCCUUCGGUCCUUCCUCUACAGCAACUCCCCGUCAACUGCACAAACAAAUGCACCCGACACGGCAACUAGCGAUGAGGAUUCCUCAAUGGAAACGAUGGUGGUAAUAGAGGGCUUUCUAACGAAGCAGGGCCAACGAUUCAAGACGUGGAAGAGGAGAUGCGGCACGCCCAACGUAGAACGAGACGAUCUCCAGGAAGAUGGUGAACGGCAACCGCGACCACUUGGGCGAAAGGGCAAACUCUACUACGCCAAGCAGCCCCAGAGCCGCAGUUCUCGGGGCGAGGUGACGCUGGACCACUUCUCGGUGCUCGACAUCAGCACAGGCAGCCUCGAUGAGGAGGCGAUGGCCCUGCUGCCCAGCGACCUGAUGCCAACGGGCCACUGCUUCUGCGUGAACACGCAAAAGCGCGUUUACUACUUCUGUUGUGACACGGCGGAGGAUCUGGUGAGAUGGCAGCGCGCCCUCCAGUCGCUCAUGCCCCACAACCAGAACCGAUCGGACGACGACAUCCAGCAAAGGCAGCCGCGGCUAGAGCGGGAGGUGAGGCAUCUCUUCCGAGACAUCUGCGAGGUCAUGCGCGACCACGACGUGGAUGGCGGCAACGUCGACGAGAAUCAUCACCACCACGACAACGACGACGACGGCAGCAGCAGCCACGUCAACGGCGAUGACGACAGCGACCCCGAAGAGGCUGACUACGUGGCCAAGGGGAAGGAGGCGAUCCGCGAUGGCUCCUUCAGCCCCGGCAGCCAGAAGAAGAAGAAGGGGAACAGGAAGGAAGAGCAGCGGCGCGAGAAGGAGAGGGAGUGGCUGCGAGUGAUCGAAGCCGAGGUGCAGCAGGCGGAAACGAUCGAGGACGAGGACGAGCGACGGGAGGAGUGGGUGCGCCUCAAGCAGGCCCUCACCAAGGGCAUGGAGCGGGCGCUGCUUCACUCCGACCGGCGGCGAGCGGAGCUCACCCUGCGCGCGGCAGCGGCCAAGGCGUCGUCGAUGAUGGCAGACGGCAGCACCAGCACUAGCGACGAGAGCGAGGGAGAAGCCGCCAAGAAGCAAAAGAACGAAGAAGGCAAGGACCAAAAGAACGAAAGCGAUGGCGCAGCUGCGGCGAAAGAGCGAAGGAGCGAGAGCGGCGCCGCGGGCCGGCGCCGCGAGGGGACGCGACGGGCGGGCGGCCGCGAUGAAGACGACCAGGACGACGGGUGGAACUCCGACGGGUUCGACACGUCACGCGAGGCGACCCUAGCGCGCGAGAUCAUGGGGAAGCGAGGCGAUGACAGUGGACACCGCGACGAUGAGGGUCUAUACGGCGAUGACAGCGACGGCGGCUUGGAUGACCAGGGGAGUGACGACACCGAGGACGAAGAAGACGGUCUGCUCGAGUCGGACAAGCGGAGGCACGCGAAGCGGAAGCGGAAGAGCCGGCAGGGCCGAAAGAAGGCGCCCACGCGGCGCAUCUACAGCUACGGCCAGGAGGAGAACAUCGGGUUCGAGGGCGAACCCGAGACUGAGCAGUCGUUCGCCGGCGGUGGCGGCACCUAUGGGACCUACGGCGCGCAACGAAAGAGCGGCGACGACGGCCACCAACGCGACUUUGAUCCGACGAGGACCUCGUCCUCGUUCUCCUUCUGGUCCUGCUUCUGCUGUUGA